AUGGAUGGAACUAAACCGUCUACAAGUUAUGAAGGAUUCGACAGUGUACCUCCAGAUGCGAAAAAUCUUGUGAAACGUCUGUUUGAUGCGGUAGAUAUAGUCCAGAAACCGUUACAAAAAAUGGCUGAAUUAGAUGUCAUCUAUCAAGCAGUCAUGCGAGAAGUAGAGAGAAUUCAGGAUACUUUAAAUGAAGGACUGAUGGGAAUGAGUCGUGAACAAGUUGAUGAAAUGUUCGAUACAUUAGAAAAUGAGUUGCGUAUGGCACAACACUUAGCAUUUUGGAAAUCAGGCGUAAUGUUUGAUGUAGAUACGAAAUUACAGAACUUAAUCGGUUGCCAAACUGAUCCACAACAAAUCAAACAACAAGCAGCCAAACCAAAAGGGUCCCGAUCAAAACGUCAAGCUCCAACAGCAAGAGAAAAUAUACGACGGAUCGAAAGGGACACACGAUCCCAGUCUGUUGUAAAGGGAAAAGCAAAAGAGUCUCCGUCUCCACCAGCUGUAUCAGAUCAGUAUUUAUCAGGACGACGGAAGAAAAUAAAAGUGCAGGAACUAAAUGAAGGACGUUCGAUGCAAAAGAAGCGUGGUGCAGGAAGGCCGCGUUUACCAAGGAAACCCCGCCAAGCAACGUCUGCUGUUACAGAAAUAACAGAGGGUGAAAAUAAUCUCGAUCCCUUAUAUUGCUUAUGCCGGCAAGUUUCGUAUGGUGAUAUGAUUCUUUGUGAGAAUAAAAAAUGUAACGAAUGGUAUCAUUUCCCAUGUGUUCAACUGAGACAGAAACCGAAAGGUAAAUGGUAUUGCCCACAUUGUCGUGGAGAUCGAUGCGAUGUGAUCAAUCCCGAUUUGAUAGAAUAG
Messenger RNA from Brugia pahangi, 855 nucleotides. The record is from the annotation of a GenBank genome assembly. NCBI's taxonomy places the organism in Eukaryota, Metazoa, Nematoda, Chromadorea, Rhabditida, Onchocercidae.